AUGACUUCAGAUGUUCAUUACAAAGUCACUGUGCAAACUGGAGAAAUAGGAACGAGUGCUAAUGUUUCGAUUACGAUAUUUGGUGACAAUGAUCAAACACCUAAUUUAGCGUUAACUGGAAAAGAAGGUGAUGAUGUAGUGUUUGAAAAAGAUGGAUCGAAAGAAUUUGAUCUUCAAUCGGUGGACGUUGGAAAGAUUACAAAAAUUAAUAUUGGCCAUGAUGGAAAAGGAGAGGAUGGCGAGUGGUAUUUGAACACGAUUAAAAUUGAAAAAGAUAAUAAUCAAUACAUAUUUAAAGCAGACCGCUUGUUGAGUGAUGAAAAAAAUGAUAAAAAGACGAAUAUUGACCUAUUUCCAGAAGAUACUGAAAACGAGCGUACACAAACUCCGAAACCAAUAACUCCAACACCGACACCGAAAAAAGAUCAAUCUCAGUAUAAAAUCCUCAUCAAAACGAGUGCAGUAAAAAAUGCUGGUACUGACGCCAAUGUGGGAAUUACGAUUUUUGGUGAUAAGGGAGAAACAUCGCAGCUUCCACUAACGGAUACAAAGCAAGGAAAAGUGGCAUCAUUUGAAGAGAAUACAACAAAUGAAUUUGAGAUCGAGGGAGAUGAUGUUGGAAAGAUAAAUAAAAUCAAUAUCGGUCACAAUGGAAAAGGAACAGAACAAGCAUGGCAUUUGAGUUUAGUAGAAAUUCACAAAGGAGGAGAUAGUUACAAGUUUACCGUUAACAAAUGGUUAGAUGAUGAACAGGGCGAUCAAAAAACGUAUAUUGAUCUUACACCUGAUCCUGCUGGUAAAGCUGCCAGUGCAAAAUCAAAAUCAAUCAGAACAGAUUCUCCACGAUUAACACCGCAGAAUGGAAACGAACCUGUCAAAUCACCUCUCCCACAAAAAUCUGAGUUAUCUAAGAAAAAAGAAACGCCAAGACCAGGCACACCGCCAACUACAGAGAAGAAACCUGCACCAGCACCGUCAAAACCAAAAAUUACUGAAUCUUCAUAUCAGAUUACAGUGAAAACGGGUGAAAAACAAGAAUCUCAUCCAGAAGCAACUGUCUCUUUGAUCAUUAACGGUGAUCAAAAACAGACCGAAAAACUCUCACUUAAUCAGACAAAAAGUAAUAAUGCAGCAUCAUUUGCAAAAAGUUCAACUGAUGAAUUUGUUAUCAGUGCCGUGGAUGUUGGAUCUAAGAUACAACGAGAUGAUGAACUAACUGUAUUAUUGCCUUAUAGAUUUAAAGCAAAUCAAUUACUUGAUGAACGAGAAGGACGUACUUACAUCGAUUUAUAUCCAGAAUCAUCAUCUUCACCAAAGAAAAUAAAACAACAAGAACCAAAAUUACAUGUCAUAAAUAAAAUUGUUGAGAAAGUCACGAAAGGUAACAUUUUUAACAAAAAUAAAAUUAUAUAA
Didymodactylos carnosus is the source of this 1413-nucleotide messenger RNA. Lineage: Eukaryota; Metazoa; Rotifera; Eurotatoria; Philodinida; Philodinidae. The record is from the annotation of a GenBank genome assembly.